AGCACUGGUAAGCUGCACGGAGAGAUCUGCGGGACAUAACUCUUUUGGAUAGUCAAACGAUGCCCUCCCCUCUCCAGGAUUGCUUACACGAAUUCAGCGGAUUUACAAAUGAUUAUUAAUGGAUGAUCUUCGAUGAUAAAGGAUAUAAUUUUUGGAUUACCCUGGAGCGCAACGCUGACGGCGUGAUACAAACAGAAGGGAGACCUACAGAGAGUUUUGGUGCCAUGACCUCCGGCGACUUUUGAUCACCUCUCUUCGUGCCAAGAACCUGUGGAGCCAUUACCACACCUGCGUUUCUGAGCUGUCCUGCUGGGUCUACACCGUUGCGAUGAAGAAAGCUUUUCUUAUCCUCCAUCUCAUCCUGCUGUUGUCUCAGUUAUGCAGUGGAAUCAAAUGGCUGGCCUUGUCCCAGACGCCCUCCAGUAUGCACAUCAACAAGACCCAGCACUGCAAGGUGCUCCCCGGCCUGGUGAACUCCCAGGCCCAGCUGUGCCGCAGCAACCUGGAGCUCAUGCAGACCAUCAUCCAUGCCGCCCGCGAGGUCAAGAAGACCUGCCAGAAGACCUUCACAGACAUGCGAUGGAACUGCUCGUCCAUCGAUUCGCCCAAGUACCUGCCGGACCUGGAGCGAGGUACGCGAGAGGCUGCGUUUGUGUACGCGCUGUCAGCGGCGGCCAUUAGCCACACCAUAGCGCGGGCGUGCACGUCGGGCGACCUGAAGCUGUGCACGUGCGGGCCGAUCCCGGGCGAGAUUCCCGAGCCGGGCUACCGCUGGGGCGGCUGCGCGGACAACCUGCACUUCGGCCUGGUGGUGGGCUCCAAGUUCUCCGACGCGCCCAUCAAGAUGAAGAAGAAGUCCGGCGGCUCGCACGCCAACAAGCUCAUGCACCUGCACAACAGCGAAGUGGGACGGCAGGCUCUGAGGGAUGCUCUGGUGAUGAAGUGUAAGUGCCACGGCGUGUCCGGCUCCUGCUCCAUCCGCACCUGCUGGAGGGGGCUCCAGGACCUCAAGGAGGUGGCCAUGGACCUGAAGACCAAGUACCUGUCGGCCACCAAGGUGGUGCACCGGCCCAUGGGCACUCGCAAGCAGCUGGUGCCCAAGGACAUCGACGUCCGGCCGGUCAGGGAGAACGAGCUGGUCUACCUGCAGAGCUCACCGGACUUCUGCGCCAAGAACGACAAGCUGGGCUCUUUCGGCACACAAGACCGACAGUGCAACAAAACGUCCAGCGGGAGCGACAGCUGUGACCUGAUGUGCUGCGGCCGUGGCUACAACCCGUACUCGGAGCAGCUGGUGGAGCGCUGCCACUGCAAGUACCACUGGUGCUGCUACGUCACCUGCAAGAAGUGCGAGAGGACUGUGGAGCGAUACGUCUGCAAGUGACCGCCGCCGCCCGCCCGCGCCUCUCGGAGAGAGCCUCGCUCCAUUCUCUUCUCCUCUUCGUCAUCCUCAUCCUCUUCCUCACCCUGAUCCCCAGCCCAACUCUCCUCGGCCUGUCGAAGCCACAUCCAUCCCUCAUCUGUCCACAGCCAGCCCCCCCCAAUACCCUCACACACCCCUGUGCCCACACCUGGUCCUGGAUAUGCCCCAGCAACAGCCCAGCUCCCUUGGGUCCACUUUACCCAGACAGCCCUCCCCUCCUACAGUACCUCCACGCAGCAAUGACACCAACUCAACCAUUCUCACCCCUGCAGAUUACCAAAGCACUAUGAUACCAAGAAAGGCUUAAUUUUCUCUUAAGCUUCUCAGUGUGUAUAUUUUUUUUUCUCAGAGAAACGUUUUAUUUUUUAACAAAAUGCACGAACCAAAAAGCUGGACUUUUUUUUCCAGUUUUACAAACCAGAACAGAGGUGUUGUGCCAAUGCCUUUUUUUUUUUUUUUUUUUUUUUUUAAGACCACCGUCCUUUUUUUUCUUUUCCUGCUCGCCAAAUGCUCUUACUCUUUCCACGCAAGGACACCAGAAAAGUCUAUUUUCAUACAGUUUUAGCGAGAUGAGAUUGCGUUGGAUAUCAUUUCUAAAGGAAGUCCUGAGGUAUCUUUAUGGCUGGACACCAGGCGAUUGCUAUCCCCAGUUUGCCUGAUUCUGCCUUGGACUAUGUUCUGUUCCUCAGGACUGUAUCUUGGAUUGGGCCGAGGUCUGAGGAAAUCUUUGGGUAUUCAUUUCAAAUGGUACUUUGCUUCUCCAACUGAUAGAACACAGACUGAAAAAGACUCCAAGGAGAGAGAGAAAAAGACUGAAAGAUAGAAAGAGAGAGAGAGAGAGGAAGAAAUAGAGUGAGAGUGGAGAAGAGGUGCUGCAAAGGGAAUUUCAAGAACAGUUCUCAGACUUGAAACUGUCAAUUUUAGCUCUAUUAACUUUUCAGGUCUGAGGCAUGUUUUGGGGAACUAUCUGCAUUUUUAUGUUGUCUGCUCUGGCAGAAGGACAAGGAUCUGUAAGUGUUUGCGAUGUUUUAUUUUUUAUUUUUUUGCGUGUAACACACAAUGGAAGCCCCCAGAUAGAAACCAGCUAGGGAAUGGGUCUGAUCCUGAUGUUGCACAGAACCGGCAGAACUGGGCCUGAUCCGGCUCAGACCCGGACAAAGGUCCGCAGGUAUCGGGGAUGGGGAACCUAUUGCUAACCCUUUCAGAGCAUGUGAACAGAGUGUGUGGGCUUUAGUACGACCACAUAAUGGAACCACUUCUAUGUGGAUGUAAAUACUGUACUGUUUUUUGUAAGCUGAAUUAAAAACAAAGAUAUUUAUAAACUAAUUAAAGAUUCUUUACCAAA
Messenger RNA from Sardina pilchardus (European sardine), 2768 nucleotides. It is a transcript of the gene wnt11, whose product is annotated as wingless-type MMTV integration site family, member 11. Gene Ontology annotation, molecular function: frizzled binding; cytokine activity. Lineage: Eukaryota; Metazoa; Chordata; Actinopteri; Clupeiformes; Clupeidae. The transcript has 6 exons. Gene Ontology annotation, biological process: multicellular organism development; neuron differentiation; cell fate commitment. The coding region runs from base 329 to 1384 and encodes 351 amino acids. Gene Ontology annotation, cellular component: extracellular region. The record is from RefSeq and is a predicted model, not a curated record.